AUGGACGUGGCCACGGCGACCAAUAUCCACGCGCCACUUGGCGCCGCGGCAGGGGGCGCGGCCCCUGCACCAAUGGCGCAGCAGUAUGAGCUGGAGGUGGUGGGGGUGCCGACAUAUGGCGGCGCCUACACGCGAUACGACAUCUGUGGGCAUAUCUUUGAGGUGUCCUCGAAAUACGUGAAGCCCAUUCGGCCGAUAGGACGCGGGGCGUACGGCAUUGUGUGUUCAGCAGUGGACAUUGAAACAGAAGAGGAGGUGGCGAUCAAGAAGAUCUCAAAUGCAUUUGACAAUCGCAUCGACGCCAAGCGCACUCUGAGGGAAAUCAAGCUGCUGCGGCACUUCGACCACGAGAACGUGGUCGCGCUAAGAGAUGUGAUCCCACCGCCUGACCGCUCGAGCUUCAACGAUGUGUAUGUGGUGUACGAGCUCAUGGACACGGACCUGCACCAGAUCAUCCAGUCCGGACAGAUGCUGUCAGAGGAGCACUGUCAGUACUUUCUCUACCAGCUAUUGCGGGGAUUAAAGUACAUCCACAGCGCGAGUGUGCUGCAUCGCGACUUAAAGCCCUCCAAUCUGCUGCUCAGUGCAAACUGCGACCUCAAGAUAUGCGACUUUGGCCUCGCAAGGUCCGUGCAGGAGGCGCAUUUCCUCACAGAGUAUGUGGUAACCAGAUGGUACCGCGCUCCUGAGCUGCUUCUCAACUGCCAGACAUACACAGCAGCCAUUGACGUGUGGUCAGUAGGAUGCAUAUUCAUGGAGCUGUUGAAUCGCGAGCCGCUGUUCCCAGGGAAGGACUAUGUGGAGCAGCUUAGGCUGAUCACCAAGUGCCUAGGCUCCCCAGACGAGUCAGACAUUGAGUUUCUCCAAUCAGAGAACGCACGGCGCUACAUCAGAUCGCUGCCCUUCUACCCCAAGCAGCCCCUCGCGCAACGCUACCCGCACCUACCACCCGUUGCGAUCGACCUCAUGUCGAGAAUGCUCACUUUUGAUCCUCUCAAGCGCAUCACAGUGGAGGAGGCACUGUGUCACCCCUACCUCGCAACCCUUCACGACAUAAACGACGAGCCGGCGUGUGACGAGCCGUUUCACUUCGACUUUGAGGGGCCGUUUCUAUCGGAUGAGAUUAUAGGGGAGAUGAUUUAUGCCGAGGCGCUAGCUCUGAAUGCUCCUGUGGAGGAUGGGGAGGGGGUGGAUGGCGAUGGGGACGCUGACAUGAGAUGA
Messenger RNA from Closterium sp. Yama58-4, 1221 nucleotides. The record is from the annotation of a GenBank genome assembly. NCBI's taxonomy places the organism in Eukaryota, Viridiplantae, Streptophyta, Zygnematophyceae, Desmidiales, Closteriaceae.